Molecule: messenger RNA, 1575 nt
Organism: Harpegnathos saltator (Jerdon's jumping ant)
Lineage: Eukaryota; Metazoa; Arthropoda; Insecta; Hymenoptera; Formicidae
Exons: 6
Coding region: 921-1286 (121 amino acids)
Source: RefSeq, a predicted model, not a curated record
AAAUUAACAUCAAUUCUGGAAAAAGAAGGAAAGAAGAAGAGAAAAUUAACAUCAUGUUUUACAAUAAUAAAUAGACAUAUAACAAUGCACUGGGCUGUUGAAAGCAUUAGACGAAUUCAAUACCGAAGGUACGACCAAAAUUGCGGUGUUAGAAUCCUCCAUAGAGCGAUUAGCAUCUGUUGCUGAAACCGAACCAAAUGAGAAGAAGAAAACUGAGUUGUUGUCCAUCGUUGAGAGCUAUAAGGAGCAAUUAAAUAUGUUCUUGGUGGUCUUUCGCAAGGCUAAUGUCGUUAGCACUUGUGUCAUAGAUAAAUUAGCUAGGGAGAAUCUGCUCUUCUUGCCAGAGGAGUGGCAAAAUGCUCUUCGUAAACGACGAGACAAAUAGAGUUUGAUAGAUUCUUCUAGCCAAAUCACAGACAAAUUAUUCAGCAUCGUAAGGCAUCUAGCUGAGACAACUCAGAGAAGUGCUCAUAUAUAUUGGACAUAUUGUGUGAUUGUAUUUCUUUUAAUAACUGUUAUCGAAAAAUAAACUCAGAAACAGCAUUCCAUUAAAAAAAACAAAGAUGACCUUCAAAUCUUGAGAAUCAUUUGAAAAAAGCGUUACCGCCGCAAGGAUUACUUCUGCACCAUUAACAUCCUCUGACAAGGUUGAUAACACGAGAAACGAGCUGGAACAUCAAGAGCAAGUGAUAGUGCAAUCGGGAAAGCUCUUAGGAAAAUAUGGUAAAUGCGAAGUCACUGAUGAAGUAUUACUUGCAUUGGCCUUCGCGUUCUUCUUCGCCUGCGUGUUUUACAUUUCACAAAAGAGACUGUUCUGAAAGCCCUUUGUAUGUGAUAUUAAUGAAAUGGAUUGAUCAUUUACGAUGAUAUUGCGAUUGUAACAUAUUGCGCAGGAACUCUCACGAUAAAUGACAUAAAGAAUGUAUGUACUAUUUAAGAGGAGAAAUCGGCCAUCAUUAAACAGCAAGAAAAAGGUUGCGCUCGAAAAUGAACCUGGAAUCAGACAGUCCGUUACUAACAGCGAUUACUGCUCAUCCAAAUAUCCAAGAGAGCUGAUCGACCAUGCCGUUCACGAUCGAUGCUGUAAAAGACGAAGAUCGCUGAAGCGAUCGUCACCGUCCUUAUCGAAACUGUGGAAGACGAUUUGCGUGUAUCUGGUUGGGUCGCCCAUAGGAAUAGUUUUUGGCGUAUGCUGGUUUCAAAUCGCUAGGCGUCGCACUGUUUGCGCAACAUCUCCGCCGGCGGACCGUAUAGUCGUCAGUCCCGAAAAGACGGGACUCUGCUGAAAAUAUUUGAGCGAACGUUAAUUUAGAACGCGAUGUCGUGAACUUCUCGCGAAGAAAUAAAAAAGAGAUCUUUCCUUCUAAGUAUUCUCUUGACGCGUGAAAAAUUGGUCGCAAGUUUUGAUACUUUUUUUGUAAUCUUUUCUCGUAAGUUCUUGUAGUAUGUAACGAUUACCGUGCGCGUGUUAGCUCGUUUCAUGUAGUGAAAAGUAAAAAUAAGAAUUCUGAAUAAUUUUGUAUACUAAUAUUUCUUUCGUAGUCAUAACAUAAAAACUUAUGCAAUGUGACUUAA